CCUCCCCUGUCUUCUUCUUCUUCUUCUUCUUCUUCCCAAACACAGCAACUGCAAGCCACCGCGCGCCGCCGCCUGAGGCCGCAUGCUUCCAUCUCCAAUGCCCUCCUCCACGUCCACUACCACUUCUACAUGGACGCCUUCCUCCGCCUCCUCCUCGUCGUCGCGGCGCUCCUCCUGCGGCCACCCGCCGCCGCCGACGCUGCCAUCAGCCCGGCCGACCUGGCCGUGCUCCAGGACCUGCGCCGCUCGCUGACCAACGGCGAUGCCCUCGGAUGGGACCCCGCCGCCGCCGACGCCUGCGCCUGGCCGCACAUCUCCUGCGACCGCGCCGGCCGCGUCAACAACAUCGACCUCAAGAACGCCGGCCUCUCCGGCGCGCUGCCGCCCACCUUCCGCUCGCUCGACGCGCUCCAGGACCUCAGCCUCCAGAACAACAACCUCUCCGGCCCGCUCCCGUCCUUCCGCGGCAUGGCCUCCCUCCGCAACGCCUUCCUCAACAACAACUCCUUCGACUCCAUCCCCGCCGACUUCUUCGACGGCCUCACCGCCCUCCUCGUCAUCUCCCUCGACCAGAACCCGCUCAACCUCUCCUCCGGCGGCUGGACGCUCCCCGCCGACGUCGCCAACGCGCAGCAGCUGCAGACCCUCAGCCUCAACAGCUGCAACCUCACCGGCGCCAUACCGGACUUCCUCGGCACCAUGAACAGCCUCCAGGACCUCAAGCUCGCCUACAACGCGCUCUCCGGCCCGAUCCCGCCCACCUUCAACGGCUCGGGCUUGCAGACGCUCUGGCUCAACAACCAGCACGGCGUCUCCAAGCUCUCCGGCACGCUCGACAUCAUCGCGACCAUGCCCAACCUCCAGCAGGCCUGGCUGCACGGCAACGAGUUCUCCGGCCCCAUUCCGGACUCCAUCGGCAACUGCAAGCGCCUGAACGACCUCUGCCUCAACGGCAACCAGCUCGUCGGCCUCGUGCCACCCGCCCUGGAGAACAUGGCCGGACUCAAGUCGCUGCAGCUCGACAACAACGAUUUCCUGGGACCCGUCCCAGCGGUCAAGGCCGGCAACUACACCUACUCAGAGAACGGGUUCUGCGCCGACAAGCCUGGGGUUCCCUGCUCGCCUGAGGUGAUGGCAUUGCUUCAAUUCCUCGCUGAGGUCGAUUACCCCAAGAGGCUGCUAGGCACUUGGUCCGGGAACAACCCCUGCACGGGGUGGCUCGGCGUUACCUGUGUUGCAGGGAAGGUGACGGUGCUCAACUUGCCGGAGUAUGGACUCAAUGGCACAAUCAGCGACAGUCUGGGGAAUCUGAGCACACUCUCAGACAUCAACCUCGUCGGAAAUCACCUUACCGGGCAUGUGCCGGAUAGCCUGGCAAACCUCAAGUCGCUGCAGAAGCUGGACCUGUCCAUGAAUGACUUGACGGGGCCGCUGCCCACCUUCAGCUCGAGUGUGAGGGUGAAUGUGACCGGCAAUCUCAACUUCAACGGGACGGCACCAGGAGAGCCACCCAAGGAUGCAUCUGGGUCUCCGUCGUCCAGCACACCAAACUUGCCUGGCCGUGGUGCCCUUCCAGAAAAUAAGAAGAAAGGAUCAGCUGUUCUGUUGGCCACAACCAUCCCGGUUGCAGUCAGUGUGGUGGCUCUGGUUUCAGUGUGUGGCGUGCUCAUCUUCCGCAAGAAAAGGGGAUCGAUUCCGCCAAAUGCAGCUUCCGUCGUUGUCCAUCCCCGUGAGAGUUCUGAUCCAGACAACUUGGUCAAGAUUGUCAUGGUGGAUAACCACGAUGGCAACGGUACUUCGUCCCAGGGCAAUACACUUAGUGGGAGCAGCAGUCGGGCUAGUGAUGUUCACAUGAUCGAUACAGGCAAUUUUGUGAUUGCUGUGCAGGUCCUUCGUGGCGCAACCAAGAACUUUACCCAGGACAAUGUGCUUGGCCGUGGGGGCUUUGGUGUUGUAUACAAGGGGGAGCUGCAUGACGGCACGAUGAUUGCUGUGAAGAGGAUGGAGGCUGCAGUGAUCAGCAAUAAAGCCUUGGAUGAGUUCCAAGCGGAGAUUGCCAUUCUAACCAAGGUCCGACACCGCAACUUGGUGUCAAUACUGGGUUACUCAAUUGAAGGGAAUGAGAGGCUUCUGGUCUAUGAGUAUAUGUCCAAUGGGGCUUUGAGCAAGCAUCUGUUCCAGUGGAAACAGUUUGAACUAGAGCCCCUCUCAUGGAAGAAGAGGCUCAAUAUUGCGCUGGAUGUUGCUCGUGGGAUGGAAUAUCUGCACAACCUGGCACAUCAGUGCUACAUCCAUAGGGAUCUCAAGUCGGCAAACAUUCUCCUUGGUGAUGAUUUCCGAGCAAAGGUAUCGGAUUUUGGGCUGGUUAAACAUGCCCCGGAUGGAAACUUCUCUGUGGCAACCAGACUAGCUGGAACUUUUGGCUACUUGGCUCCUGAAUAUGCUGUGACUGGGAAAAUCACAACAAAAGCAGAUGUCUUCAGCUUUGGGGUAGUGCUGAUGGAGCUGAUAACUGGAAUGACUGCCAUUGAUGAGAGCCGUCUGGAUGAGGAUACCCGUUAUCUGGCCUCAUGGUUCUGUCAGAUUAGGAAGGAUGAAGAGAGGCUCAGAUCAGCAAUUGAUCCUACUCUGGAUCUCACUGAUGAGACUUUUGAGAGCAUCUCCGUGAUCGCAGAGCUUGCUGGCCACUGCACAUCCCGGGAACCCACCCAGCGACCGGACAUGGGGCAUGCCGUGAACGUGCUCGUCCCGAUGGUAGAGAAAUGGAAGCCUGUGAACGACGAGACUGAGGACUACAUGGGCAUUGAUCUGCACCAGCCGCUACUCCAGAUGGUGAAGGGCUGGCAGGACGCAGAGGCCAGUAUGACAGAUGGAAGCAUCCUGAGCCUUGAAGACAGCAAGGGCAGCAUCCCAGCUCGGCCUGCCGGGUUUGCAGAAUCGUUCACCUCAGCUGAUGGCCGGUGAAGCAUAAUACAUCUACAACACAAAUAAUUACUAUUCGUGCUCCACUGAUUCAGGGCGGCUGGAAACGCCAAAUAGAGUCUGUACAAAUGAUGCGAAACUAGUGAUGGUUGGUUGUGGCACCUAAACCCUGUUUCCUCUAGAUUUUUGGCCUGACAGUGACUUGCAAAGACAGCAUCAUCUCAGGAUAAUGGGUGUCAUUCUUGAGGACUCACCGGCGCUAUCAAUCGAUUUUGUUGUUUAAUGAUGCGUCGCUAUGGCCAGCUAGCAUGCAUUAACUUUGUGGCCGACGGAGUAGAUAGAUGGAGAAAGAGACGACGUCGGUGUUCGAGUGAGCUCACUGACAAUCUGCAAUCCUGCAUACAUACAUACAAAUUCUUUUCUUCA
This is a messenger RNA of Oryza brachyantha (malo sina), 3348 nucleotides long. RefSeq names its product receptor protein kinase TMK1-like. The record is from RefSeq and is a predicted model, not a curated record. The transcript has 3 exons. Gene Ontology annotation, molecular function: protein binding; protein kinase activity; ATP binding. NCBI's taxonomy places the organism in Eukaryota, Viridiplantae, Streptophyta, Magnoliopsida, Poales, Poaceae. Gene Ontology annotation, biological process: protein phosphorylation. Bases 130 to 2964 code for a protein of 944 amino acids.